Messenger RNA from Chroicocephalus ridibundus (black-headed gull), 1144 nucleotides. RefSeq names its product UAP56-interacting factor-like. Gene Ontology annotation, biological process: mRNA export from nucleus. The record is from RefSeq and is a predicted model, not a curated record. The transcript is spliced from 9 exons. Gene Ontology annotation, cellular component: nuclear speck. Bases 141 to 1055 code for a protein of 304 amino acids. Gene Ontology annotation, molecular function: mRNA binding. NCBI's taxonomy places the organism in Eukaryota, Metazoa, Chordata, Aves, Charadriiformes, Laridae.
AGCGGGUGCCGGUGGGUGGGUGCCCGGGCGGGUGCCGGUGGCGGAGCGGUGCCGGGGCGGGUGCCGGUGCCGGCACAUUCCGGGCAGGCGCACUGGCCGUACUGGCCGCACGGGCCGGCGGCGGCGGGCGGUUGGAGCCCAUGGAAGCGGCGGGGCCGCAGCCGGGGCCGGGCCCCGCGGCGGGGCCGCAGCCGGGAACCGAGGAGAUCGACAUGUCCCUGGAUGACAUCAUAAAACGCCACAGGAAAGAGCAAGCGGAGGCCAGCGCCGCGGGGGACGGGCAGCGGCGGCAGGCGAAGGACAGGAGCGCGGCCUACGGGUACGGGCGGCCCCGGUUCCGCGCCUGGAUGCAGAGGAAUCUGCAAGGACCUAACCGUUUUAGAAGAGGAUUUGGACAACAACAAUACAAUCGGAGGCAGUUCAGGAAUACUGUGCCCGGUCCCAGGAGAAGAGCAGCUGCUGCGUUAAAUGGAGUGAGCCCUUUAAAUCGGCAGGCGUCGGCUCAGGAGGGCGACAAGAACAACGAUGCUUUCGCCAAAAGAGGUGGCGGCAGCAGCAACGGGCAGCCCGAGGGACGGCGACGGCCACCCCCAGGCCCCAGGAGAUUCCGAGCAGCUGCUGCCAGCACCCAGGCCCCGGGGAGAAGGCCUUUCCGGCUGAACCGGGGACCAGCCUUCCAGCAGAAGCGAAUGCCACAGCGGUUCUCCAAAGCCAAUUUUCAGAGAGGGCAGAUGGAUGCUCAUGGAGAAGGGAAACCGCCGAGGAUGCGAAGGUGGCAAGUGAAGCCAAGCCCCGGAGCAGUUCUGACGGUUUCUGUGGCUAAUCCCCAGGCGGGCCAGACUGGCGCGCCCGGAUCCAAGCGCCCGUUCCUGCGAAGCCGGAGGCCCCCACCGCCACCAGCCAAGCCCCAGCCCAAGGGGGUGCUGCUGAGGUUCAACUUCCGCGCGAUGGCCAACCAGACCAGCCUGACGCUGGAUGAGAGGUUCUCUGGUCUGAGGAAUAAGAGGCGCUUUACAGCAGCCAGGAGCGCCAGACGGACGGUCACCAUGCCUUAGCACCGCGUGCUCCUCGCAGGGACUGCCCGAAACAGUCCAGGCCCCAUAAUGGGCAGCUCAAUAAAACUCGAUAGAUUUCCUCUGAGAUA